UGCAAUCUAAAUCGCACUGGCUGAGUGUCAACAAUCAUGCGGUCUAAAUAGUUAUCUCUACAUUUUAAAUUAAGGAAAAAAACAACUAGGUUUUUUAACUCAUAAAAGAAAAAAUAAAAUUGGAAAAUGACGGACACAAAUACUGCAAAGAAAUUUGUUUUGGACGAAAUUAUAAACAGAGGAAAAUUGGGAGACAAGAAAUUUCAUUCGGAAACAUCGUUGCAACAAUUUGGUGAAGAGCAGAGUCCAGACAUUAUAGAAACACCGACAGAUGAUGAUCCAGGGGUACAUAAUGAAUCUGUCGGCAACGGCUCCAGCUCGGAGGACCAGCUGGGUCGCAGGCGUACCAUGUCGCAGCCAGGACCCAUGUCGGGAAACCUGCUGACCGCCACAGCAGCGAGGGCAGCUCGCCGGAGACCGCAGAGGAAUGUUAUGUACCACCCAGAUAUCGAGAGAAGCGAUUCAGCAAGCGAAAGGCAGUCGCCCAGGAUAUUAAUGGCCGGUAGAGAGGAAACUGGAUCUUUAACACCUAUUGGUGAUCGUGCCAGUCCACUGUCAUACAAUGGGAACUUAAGAAAUGGAGACGCAAAAUCAUUAAAUAGCUACCGGCUGUACAUGCCGCAGAAUGAGACACGAGGCAGUGCGACACCUCGUAAGAGGUCCGUCGCGACGAUGGACGCGCAGUCCAUACGCUCGGUGGAAACUCAUGCGCCACCACCCACCGACCCUGAGGAGAACAAGAAACAGACCAAGAGGUACGUGACGCUAGUAAUGAGUUGCAUGUACGCAAUUUUAAUUAUCACUCUGGGAUUAAUUAUCUACUUGGGAGACAGUUUCGUCGAUCUACAGAUUUCUGAGGUUUAUUCAAUUGUUCUUUGCGGAAUUGGAAUGAUUUACGUUUUAUUCUUAAUAAUCGAUAUAAAUAGAUAUAAAUCCAUAGCAGUUAAGAACCAUAAAAUCAAAGCUCAACAUGAAGAGAAAGUUUUGGAUUACUUUAGGAAACAAGAGGAACAACUUGGAUCUGUAACGCCAGGAGACCGCACCCCUGACUCGUACAGGCCCCCGGGAAUGCCUCCUCCGGUGCUGAUCCCCAACAAACACGAGUACUGCUUCAGCCAGGGCAGGCAUUCUGGGAGCUUCUACCUUAAGAUGGGAGCUGCAGGUUUCGCUCUAGGACACUUGGUCCACUCUCUACUUCUGCUGGCCGUGCAGGUCGGUCAGCUGAUGGAUAACAACAUUGAUAACGACGAGUGUGUGAAGAUCUUACAAGUUGUUCUCGAUGUCAUGCUGCCAGCUUACUGCUUCCUUCAGCUAUACUUCAUCUUCAAAUAUUCUAAUGUCAUCAUAUUAAAAGCGCAGAGUCUGGCUCACUUCGCGUUUAUGCACCUUAUUGGCAGCAGUCUGUGCUUCUGGAUAUCUGCUAUCGUUCGUGAGACUCUCCUUAGUUUGACGCUCUACGCUAGCUCGAGAGACAGUUCUGCGGGAUACUCAGACUUCAGUGACAACCACUCUAUCAAUGAACAUGCACUGUCGAUAGAUGAAAGAUUCAUAAACGUUAGCAAUCUAUACAACCCGAACUGCAACAGUACGGCGGCAAUUAGUUCGAUAUAUGAGAAUUUUUCGCCGUACCUCUACCCGUUCAACGUGGAAUUCAAUAUUCUCAUUGUCGCGAUAUAUUACAUCAUUUGGAGUAACAUUGGCAAUUGUGACAAUGAAGACAACGGCUCAGACAUCAACUCUACGAGUGAUGACAACUACCACCUUUGCAAAAUACCGACUGCAAACGAAGACAAUGACUUUACCAGUAACAUCGUGAUCUACGCUGACUGCCACGCCUCCAACCGUGGUCUGUUCCUUGGUCUCAUCGUCAUGGUCAUCAUCACCGGGAUGCUCAUUAUUGGCUUCGUUUUCAGCAGUGUUGGAGACGAUUUCGUUGAAGUUGGUUACCUUCUGAACUCGGUCACAAGACUUGGUCUUCACACUCUCCUACUGUUAGCUGCUCUGAUCGCUUGGAACCAGAUGCGUCAGCUAGACAUUAACGAACAUCCGAUAUCUCUCCUUGAUGACGUAUUGCUGUUCAUCUGUUUGCCUGCCUUCUUCAUGGAGACGGCCUUCUCUUUGGUUGCUACCAUCACCUUUGAAAACAUUGUGAAGAGCAUCGACUUUGUCGUCAUGGUCAUACAAGUACUGAUCCAGACCCCGCUGAUCAUGGACGGUCUCCGCCGCUGCAGCAACUCCAAGAAGCUCAGGCGGAAAAAACCAGGUCGUGAGGUGCUCAUGUUCCUCCUCACUGCUAACGUGGCCAUGUGGAUCUUCAACACGUUCUCGUACAAGUCCCCUGACAGCCUCGACGAGAGAUACGAGUACUACGGCAAAGUCAUCUGGUCAAUACUAGGCCAUAUCAGCUUGCCUUUGAUCAUGUUCUACAGGUUCCAUUCAAGCGUUUGUUUUGCAGAUAUCUGGGACUCCGCUUAUAAACCUGGCUCAGAGCAUUAGUUCUUUCGACGGCAUUCAUCAUUUUAGCUAAUUUCGUGAUGACUCUCAUCUCAUUUAUAAUUCAACACGUUUUUGUAAAUAGCCUUAGAUUUAAUCCACAUCACACGUAGCCCAUAUUAGUUUAAGUAGUCUAUUGU
Molecule: messenger RNA, 2633 nt
Organism: Trichoplusia ni (cabbage looper)
Lineage: Eukaryota; Metazoa; Arthropoda; Insecta; Lepidoptera; Noctuidae
Product: proton channel OtopLc-like
Exons: 15
Coding region: 127-2496 (789 amino acids)
Biological process (GO): proton transmembrane transport
Cellular component (GO): membrane
Molecular function (GO): proton channel activity
Source: RefSeq, a predicted model, not a curated record